Myzus persicae (green peach aphid) is the source of this 827-nucleotide messenger RNA. Its product is annotated as mitochondrial inner membrane protease subunit 1. Gene Ontology annotation, molecular function: serine-type endopeptidase activity. Bases 334 to 771 code for a protein of 145 amino acids. Lineage: Eukaryota; Metazoa; Arthropoda; Insecta; Hemiptera; Aphididae. Gene Ontology annotation, cellular component: membrane; mitochondrial inner membrane peptidase complex. The transcript is spliced from 3 exons. The record is from RefSeq and is a predicted model, not a curated record.
AAUACCCAUAUUAUCAAUGAUAAUAGAAUCUAUCCGCCACAAUAUUAAUUUUAAUAAUAAUAACAUUUCUAAUAGUAUUUAGUAUUUUCCUUCAUAAUUUAUUACUACGAAUGAAAGUUGAAAGUAUUUGUAAGAUUUAUGAUGUUAAAAUAUUUGUUUUGAGGUCAUGUCAUCAGUUUGUCCUUUUAAUGUUAUGGUCAUUGUCAUGACUGAUCAAUCAUAAAACUCACAAAUGUAUUUACUCUUUAAUAAUAAUAUAAAACCGGUACUGUAUGAGUAUAUUAAAUAUACUAAAUUUACAUCAUACUUUCAAUAAAAAAAGGUAAUUAACCAAUGUUUAAAAAAGUAGGAAGUUUUGUUUUUACAUGUUUUAAAUAUUUUUGUGUUGCUCAUUGUGUAACAGAACAUGUAGCAGAUGUAUUCUUAUGUUCAGGUGAUUCCAUGGAACCGUCUAUCCACUCUGGUGAUUUGGUAAUUAUUCAACGUUUCUCAAAGAUGUUCAAAAAUGUAGAUAAAGGGGAUGUAAUUAUUGCAAAGUCGCCUGAAGAAUAUAAUAAAUUCAUUUUGAAGAGAGUGAAAGCUGUUGACGGCCAAAUGGUUAGAAGAGGAAUAAAUUAUCAAGUGGUUCCAAAAGGAUCAGUAUGGUUGGAAGGUGAUAAUCAUACAAAUUCAACAGAUUCUUGGGAUUUUGGUCCUGUACCUAAAGGAUUAAUACAUGGACGUGUUGUUUGUCGAAUUUGGCCUUUAUCAAAUUUCUCAUUGAAAAUUUGAUGAAAUGGCUAAUGUAGUAGAUAGAAAGCACAAAUAAAAGUUGUGAUUGUUGAUUA